AUGGCGAUCAUGCGGCAGUCCUAAGAGGGUUCUAAGUUAAGAUAUAUAGUAGUAUCGGAAUGAGGGUGGACAAGGGCAAGGUAAUACUACUACUAGUUCUCAACGAAUAUCGGCCACGCAACCAUUUAUCAUUCACUUCAGAUGACGGGCUGACCAUCUAACAUAAUCUUCGUUAUGAUGUACUAUCAUGAAAACAACCGGUAAUUUCUCCUGACCGCAAUCCUCACGUGACCCGCACCGGGGAUCUCCGCCGCGAUUUGCGGCGGGAUAAUCCCCACCGAUAAGAAACAACAUCCAAAGCUUCCCCGAUAGCUCCUUCCCUCUAGACUCACUCCCAUCACAUCGCACUCAACACGUAUCAAGGGAGAAUUCUUCGUCUAUUUCACAGUGAUCCUAUAGCCUACUGUUUGCGCUAACCUAACUAUUCUCUAAACAAUGACUGAACUCCUAUGGCGCAGUCGCGGAGCUGCGCCGCUUUUGUCAUCCCUUCGCUGUUCCCGCAGCUAUUCAACUCAUCACGCCGCCAGAAUACCCAGCUGCAACCCCAUAUUACUUAUUGGUAGACACCAAACAGAUAACCCAUCAUUGCGAAACCAGCAUUCUUCGAACUAUAAGCCCACUCCCUCCAUCCCCCGCCAAACACCUGGGCAGCGCAUCCCACGAUCAUACCUCCCCCAAUCGAGACACCACCACACCUCGCGUGCAAACAACAACAGUGAAUCAUCCACCAACAACAACACCACCAAACCCAUAUCCCUCCCCACAACCCCGGACCCCGACCUCCCACACCUCAACGCCUCGCAAAAUGUGCACAUGACCAAAAUAUCCAGCAAACCCAUAACCUUCCGCCUCGCAACAGCAACCUGCCAUAUCCAAUUCUCCAACCCGCGGCCCUGGGAGAUCCUGCGCGACGGCGGGAUGACCAAAAAGGGGGAUGUGUUUAGUGUAGCGCGCAUCGCGGGGAUUAUGGCUGCGAAGAGGACACCGGAUAUUAUACCCCUGUGUCAUCCAGGGAUAGGGAUCACGGGGGUGGAGGUGGAUGUGGAGUUGGUUGGGCCGGAGGCUGCGUCGGCUAAGCAUGGUGAUAAUGGUGGUAAGUGGGAUUUAGGACAUGGGGGAAUGAGGGUCGUGGCUAGUGUGAGUUGUGAGGGACGGACGGGGGUGGAGAUGGAGGCGAUGACGGCGAUAAUGGGGGCGGCAUUGACGGUAUAUGAUAUGUUGAAGGCAGUGGAUAAGGGGAUGAUAGUUGAGGGGGUGAGGCUGUUGGAGAAGAAGGGGGGGAAGAGUGGGCAAUGGGUUAGGGAAGAUUCUACGAGUAGUAGUAGAGGUGGUUCUGAGAAGUGA
Molecule: messenger RNA, 1344 nt
Organism: Aspergillus neoniger CBS 115656
Lineage: Eukaryota; Fungi; Ascomycota; Eurotiomycetes; Eurotiales; Aspergillaceae
Product: cyclic pyranopterin monophosphate synthase MoaC
Exons: 2
Coding region: 436-1344 (302 amino acids)
Biological process (GO): Mo-molybdopterin cofactor biosynthetic process
Source: RefSeq, a predicted model, not a curated record